CUCUUUAAGCUAACAUUAAGCGUUUGUCACUGUGACCUCUUCACCUGCGCAGCCUCCCUUAUUUUUAUACAGUGGUAGAAGAAGAACUUAAGUAAAAUUAGCAAUACCACAGCAGUAUGAAAAUACAAGUCCUGCGUUCAAAAAUGUAGCCUCGUCGAUUUCAUUACCAUUUAGUCAUUUGGCAUGUUAAAGUUAGGCUACUUUCAUUUAACGUUAAGGACCAAACACAGCAUCAAUAAAGCAUCAAUACAAGAACAAGAAGCUAAAAACGGAGGAAGAGCUGAACAUCUCGGGUGAUGACCAGUCCACGAAGUCUACUCCUAAGGGUGGACGUAUCCAGACUCGGGACAUUCACCCACGGGACCUCAAUAACCAGUUUCAUAUACCAAAGCCACCCAAGAGCCGUCAAAAACCAGUGCUCAUGGCUUGUGUGCGUAAGACACAGCCAGUUGAUGGAGUUAGGAAUGCUAUGCAAGGGGCGGUGGCUCAUGCAGGGAAUCUGGAACCUGACUCUCAACCUCUGGACUACGCAGGACUUCGGUUUGAUGAGCAUGGGAUGAUUCUGGCACACAGCAUCCUGGGUAGUUUAGAGGAUUUCAGAAGUUAUUUGGAAGCCAAAGGGGAAACUGAGUUGGUGAAGCGAAUACCAAAGUCCCACACUGAUACUUCAUCUGAGACCUGUGGGAGGUAUCACUCUGGACGUGGGAUCCCUUCAGACCACAGAAACAUCCAGAGUAAUGCCCUGCAGCAUUGGCAUAAACAUAUGAUUCAGCGCAGACAGCAGCAGGGCCUCUUAUCUGACUUGCUCGACAGACCAGUCGAAAACUUACUGAUGAAUCAAGAUAACCGUUUCAGAGAAGCUCAGGAGCAGAAGGAGUUUCUAAACCAAAAUAUGCCACUCAUCCAGUCUGGAUAUGGUUACCGAGUGGGCAGUGAGUUUUGGAGUCUCCCCCAGCACUACGGAGAUGAAAUGAGUGGCAUCACAGCCACGCUGACUAAGACAGAGCAGGGCAAACGGGAACCUGUCACACAUGUAGCACAACCGAGGAGCAUACUCCAGGAAUCAGGAAUAACUUGUGCUGAGACUCUACGUCCAGCUUCUCGGACUUGGGAUCAGAGUGCAUACCUGCAGCACCAGUGCCAGGCGCUCGGAGAGGUUCUAAGGGACGUGGACAUCAAAAAGCCGGAUAUCGCUGGACUGGAGGUGAUUGGCUCUGGCAAGCCAGUCACAAUUGUCACGGUGUGUCAUAGUCCGUCAAUGGAGAAGGAGAAGGAGCACAAGGAGCUGAAGAAGGAGAACCUUGAUCCACUGGCACAGGAUGAAGAUGUCCGGUCAGAUGCUCUGCUGAUUCCUGCCUUGAGAUUCUGUGGUCAGCUUGCUAGCUGGACUGGAAACUCUACCACUAACCACGGAGAAGUAGGAAUCAGUGCCACAAUAAUGUUUGAGGCCCUGACUGGAGAGAGAGCCUCAUCCCACGUGGAGUUGCACAAUGAGGGCAGCACAGCCAUCUUCUACAGCUGGCAGCAGCUUCCCGUGCCACGCAGCUUUCCAAACCUGCGUACACAAACAAAGAGUCCACACUUCUACUUCAACUCCUCCUCUGGUGUGAUCCUUCCAGGUGACACCCAGCGGUUGGAGUUCAUAUUCAAGUCCAAGGAGCCAGGCAUUAAAAGUGAACUGUGGCAGCUCAACACCCACCCUGUUUUGCUCCAAGGCGCCUCCAUGCAGGUCACAUUGAGGGGAGUGGCUCUGUUCCAGGACAAAACCGCAGACCAGAGGCUUUUCAUAGAGACAAAGCUGGAAAAGAUAGUGAUGUUAAAGCUGUGUCGGUCGAUCGUGUAUGAGGUGCUGCAGGGGGUCCACACCCCAGAGAGACCCAGCUCUCCUGCAGAACUCUACAUCACUGAAGACCAAGAGUUUUUAAGCAAAAACCCCAAGUUGCAGUACCGUCAGCAGGAAGUGGAGGAUCUAAAGAGACUGUGGCAAGAAGUGAAUCCAGGACACAACUGGGACUUCUCUGUUGAUACACUACGACAGGUUGUGCUGUCUCUGCCUGAGCAAGAGUCAGCUCAGGAGAAGAGCCUGGCCCAGCUCAACUCUCUGCUUCUGCAGCUUUCUGAAGCCCCUGAGCAGAAACACGACCGCCUCACUGCAGCAGCUGUAGGGCAGCAGCUGUGGAGGGAACUGCUGGACAUGCUGGCUGCUGAGGCCAUGGGGCUUAGAAAUCUGCUGGGCCUUCCAGAGAGAGACACGUGGAUUGAUAAAAAGGAAGAAUCAACAAUCUCUGAUGCUGAUGUGGCCAAUUACAAAGAUGAGAAGAAUGACAAAAUGGGAGGAGCAGCUGCUAAAGAGGGGAGGAGUGGGGCGAGGUCCAGAUUGACAGAUGACAACAAAGGAGAGUCCAAGUCAGAACCAAAUGAAAAAUCAGUGGAGGGCAGCAAAAAGAAGGGCAAAAGAAAGGAUGUAGUGGGGAAAGGCACUAAGGAAAAAAAAUCAGGGAAGGCCUCGCCGACUCGCACCUGUCCAGAGAGCAUCAGUCAAAAACCUCCUGAUGCCCAAAAUGCAGAGCUGAAGGUGACGGACAUUUACAAAAGGCUCCUGCACAAAAAGGUUUAUAAUCUGAUGGAAGGCCUGGUGGACAACCUGUGUGACCUGAUAGAUGAGCUGAAGGAGGGAGAUGAACAGGACAUACACUCUGUUAACACAUGAGCUGCAGACACAGGAGCCCACUCAAUGUGUACACCCCUAAAUGUAAUAAAAACGUAUCACAUAGGGUCAUCAAAUCUGUUUUACUAUCUCAUUUUGUUUUGAAAUGAAUAAACCUUGGAGUAAUAAAA
This is a messenger RNA of Micropterus dolomieu (smallmouth bass), 2838 nucleotides long. Its product is annotated as mycbp associated protein. NCBI's taxonomy places the organism in Eukaryota, Metazoa, Chordata, Actinopteri, Centrarchiformes, Centrarchidae. The record is from RefSeq and is a predicted model, not a curated record. The transcript is spliced from 19 exons. Bases 422 to 2710 code for a protein of 762 amino acids.